Messenger RNA from Mollisia scopiformis, 1376 nucleotides. RefSeq lists its product as uncharacterized. The record is from RefSeq and is a predicted model, not a curated record. Gene Ontology annotation, molecular function: metallopeptidase activity. The transcript is spliced from 2 exons. The coding region runs from base 220 to 1290 and encodes 356 amino acids. NCBI's taxonomy places the organism in Eukaryota, Fungi, Ascomycota, Leotiomycetes, Helotiales, Mollisiaceae.
UAAACUCAAGGAGCGACAAGAUGAUCCAUACUCUUGGCCGUUUCCAGGAAACGACUCGGAUAGUAUAACCAACCCAGUGGAUAGAUGGGGUGGCGAUUACAGCACGUACGCCAAGACCUUUGGUAGUGGUGUCCCGCGGGAAUUCGUUGCGGCAACGUGAACGAAUCCGACAGUUUUGCUUACUGGAUUGUCAGAUCAUGGGACGAAGCCAGUCAACUAAUGAAUGCACAAACUACUUUCGUCCCUGGGUAUAACUACGACAUUCCUCAUACACAGUGGCUUGGAAAGGACUGGAACUCGGAUAUCUGGUGGGGACCAUUUGAGUGGAAUUACCGGGAAAUCAUUGCUAAUAACUUUGGUCGUCUGCGAAAGGUGUUUAGCGAUGAUCCACCUUCUGGAGAGUAUAUAUACUGGUACUGCUGGGACUAUGCCAACCAAUGUGCGCCCGGUACUGUGGCGUACUCUUGGUCAACUACCUGGAUAAGUCUUUGGCGCAACCACUACACCGUCUUUUGCAAUAUUGCCUUGAAGUUCGAAACACUUUCAAAACAAAUCGGGCGUGCCGCUUGGAGUAUUGAUCAGCAACGCAUCAUGGAGAACUUUCAAACCAACGCAGGCCAAGUGAUGUUCCACGAAAUCUGGCACUACACCAUGGUAUCGCAGCCCCGCACAGAUGAUUACGCUUAUCGCGCUGAAGAAGUUUGGGACCUAGCCCUAAAGCAAGGUACAGAUUAUUCAUACGUCAAUGCAGACUCGUACGCUCUUGAUGCCAUUGCCAUCUACGUGCAACAGUACUUCAGCAACUCUAUGUCUCCAGUGCCAAGAAGAGUAUACCGUCCUCCCGACGACACAGUAGAUGGCAACGUUACCUCCCCUGUGAAUGCAACUGGAGUUGUUCUGGAGGAAGCACCUUGGCAGAGUUGGCAGCCUGGAAUUGACAUGCCAGUUUUGAAGCCAGAUCCUGACUUUUGGAACGAGGCUAUUCAACCUGGGGGGAUCUCUGCUCUUGGAGCGGACCUCCACAUCGUAACUGACAUUUAUCCAAUUCAGACGAGAUGUGAAGACACCGAUUUCUUUCCCAUAACUUCUAUUUAUCCCACACCAACAGCAAGUACGGAAGUCAUCGGCGCCACUGGUACACAAUGCUUUUGCACUUGUGGCCUCGGCUCAAUGGCAGACCUUAUAUGGGCGACGAAUGGUCCAACGUUGACGAACUGGUGUGCUGGAGUCUCGACCGUGGUACCGGUACCAUCUGGCUUUACGAUAACUGCCAAGACAGAUUGUUCCUAGAAUACUGAGAUCAAAGAGCAGAAAGAAGGAUUUCAAAUAGAGCAAUGUCGUUGCAUGUAAUUAUAGAGUAAGAAUGGAAUUUCGGG